Sturnus vulgaris (Common starling) is the source of this 1522-nucleotide messenger RNA. It is a transcript of the gene ZDHHC12, whose product is annotated as zDHHC palmitoyltransferase 12. Gene Ontology annotation, cellular component: endoplasmic reticulum; Golgi apparatus. Gene Ontology annotation, biological process: peptidyl-L-cysteine S-palmitoylation; protein targeting to membrane. Gene Ontology annotation, molecular function: protein-cysteine S-palmitoyltransferase activity. The record is from RefSeq and is a predicted model, not a curated record. Lineage: Eukaryota; Metazoa; Chordata; Aves; Passeriformes; Sturnidae.
AUGGGCCCCGGCGGGCGCUGGGUGCGGGCGGCACACACGGCCCUCAGCGCGGCCCUGGCGCUCGGGCUCCUCCUGCACCGCACGGAUCUGCAAAAGCAAGAGGAGCGUGGGGAGCUGCUUCAGCCGCUGAUCUUCGUUUUGCUGGUUUUAUGCUCGAUCCUGCUGUACUUCAAGGUGUCCCUCAUGGAUCCGGGUUUUGUUAAGCCUGAAGAGGAAGUAAAGGAAGGUGAAGAUAAAGGACAAGGUGUGGUGAUCCCUCAGAUUCCAGGUGACGUUAAGCUACGGCGCUGUGGUUACUGCCUGGUGAAGCAACCCAUGCGAGCCAAGCACUGCCAGCUGUGCCAGCACUGCGUGCGGCGCUACGACCAUCACUGCCCCUGGCUUGAGAACUGUGUAGGAGAAAGGAAUCACCCCCUCUUCAUUGUGUACUUGAGUGUGCAGCUUGUGGUUCUGCUAUGGGGAGGCCAUGUUGCUUGGUCAGGCCUCUACUUUGAACAAUCCCGGGAGUGGCUGCAGCACAACAUUUUCCUCCUUGUGUCCUUCUUCCUGAUAUUCAUAUUCACCAUUGUGGUCCUGCUGCUGCUUGUUUCCCACCUGUACCUGAUCUCAUGCAACACCACAACCUGGGAGUUCAUGUCACACCAUCGCAUCUCCUACCUGCGGCACUCCGAGCUGGAGAACCCCUUUGACCAAGGCAUAAUCCUCAAUCUCUGGAGAUUCUUCUGUUCACGCCACCUCACUGCAUGGGAGAACAUCUAUUUUCACAAGAACAGUGAGCCUGUCUAGUCCUCGUGUGCCAACACACCUGGCAGACUGCUGGGUAAAGCUUUGCUAAUGCAAGGGCUGCUGUUUUCUUGCACUGAACUUUAAUGCAUCAUGGACUAUGCAACCUGCUCCACAACCUGUUCAUCUGCAAAUUACACUUCAGGGAUAUUCAGUGUUAUUUUUUAUAUAUAAAUAACACUGUUAAAGGCAGGAAUCCAGUUCUGGGAAGGGCAAAGCCAGCAGAGCUGAUCUCCAGACUGAGCAAAGUAUUUCUCUAAAUUUAUUUAUUUUUGUUAAGUGCAUCCACAUCUCUCCAGAAGAAAUGCAAGAUUAGUGUUACUAUUCGUGUUCACUUCUCCAAGGUCUCCCUCCCUUUUGCUGCUAGGGAACAGCAGCAAUUACAGAUAAAACCAGCCAGGAUCAGUGUAAUUCCUGUGGCUUUUUUUCAGCCAAGUUCUGACUGUGAGAACUGCAGUGCCUUUUGGCAGUAGCAUCAGGCAUGUAAGAGAAGUAUUUGAGUAAAUAUUUAAAGAGUCAAAAGCAAAUUUUAUUUUGUUGACAUGCCUCAACUUAAUACUUUCCACAAAAGCUUAAGGCUUUAUACUGUUAAUGUGCAUGAGAAAGAGCUGUAAGACAUCCAAAUUAAUCUUAUGAGACAAUUAAUGUGUAUUUUUUGAUACCCUGAACAGCUUCCUCAUGGCUUUUUAAGUUGAUGAUGCUGCUAACAAUUCACUGUUUUGAAUCAAGUCAGUGAAUU